UUUGAGAGUAAGGAGGCAAUCGCGAGACGCGUCUGUGGCUGCAAGAGCGGGGAUCAAAUAUGACAGGCGGAGAUUACACGGUCACAUGCUUAAGCUUGCGACGCGCUUUGAGUGUAAGUACGGGUCACCUUUGUCACUUUGGCUGGCAACAACAAUAGCGAACUCGUACAUACAGUGGGCAUUGAUACUAUGCAGUCUUGAAGUGCUUCUCUGACAUAGAGUAUGCAGGAAUGCCGAAAGGCUUGGGUGGCCAGUUACCGCUUACUGCAUUCUUUGCUACGACGAGUGGCCCUUCUAGCUCCAGUAAGAUUCAGCGAUCCAGGAAGCGAAAGCAAGAUGAAUCCUCUGAAGUUAGGGCAGCCCGAUCCCCGAAGAGGGGCAAAGCGAAGCUGAAGGGAGAUAUCCUGGCCACAGACACGUCCACAACGGAAGACCCACAUUGGUCGAAGGUCUCCGCCGCUCCUUCGAACUCCUCCCAUCUGCCUUCUGUAAAAUCCCAAUCUUUGGUGAAAAGAGGGCGUGGCGUGCUGCCAGGAAUAGACUCACGGGCGGUCGACCCUUCACAUCAGAGCCCUGUCAGUCUCACCGGGCAUUGUGAGUCAUUCAUUGCUCAUACACCUGGACUGCAUGGCAGUCUGAGAAUAGCAGCGUCGACGCCUGAAAACGCUAUUGGCAAUCGAGAGCCAAGUCACGGUUAUGCCGCUCUUCCUACCCCUCCCGCAACCUAUCUUCCAGUUCGAAAGCGCACAGUGAGUAAACAUGAGCAGGUCCAGCGUCCGACGGACCCAUAUUUAGCAUCUCCGAAUGUAACGCCUUUUGCUACCACGCACGAUUACAGUCAUCAAUUGCCAACACCAAGGACGCCUACGCGGCACCAGAAUCGCCCCGUAUGCUCCCUAGUUUUUGGCAGGACGUUGACGUCGUCUCCAUCACCGGUUUCCGAUAGUUCUCCAAACAAUAUCAAACGCUCGAAUUUGUUGAAUAUUGAUGCCCACGACGUUGACAGCGGGGAAAGCCACUGGGUUCCUUCAUCCCAAACGCCUGAGUUGGCUCCUCCACUCUAUGGGCGACAACGGCGGCCAUGCACGAACGCGUCAGAACCAUCCAGUCCAAUUGGCAUUCCACCUCUCAGAUUGACUAACCAUCAAGCUGAUACGCGUCUUGCACUGCCGUCACCGUCAUUGCGGGCGUCAUCCAUAUACGACAAGUCAGAAGGCGGGGUUGUUUUUUCCUCACAGACCCAGGAUCUUGCAGAAUUUUUAACUUCACCAGGACGCCAAGUGAUUCCUACCUCUCAAUUAGAAGAGGAGGAGCUUGUUCUGUCUAGCUUAAGUGUCGCGAGUAUUGAGGGAUCUGCGCUUGCGGAGGGCGCUUUGCCAAGAGACGUUUUUGGAUUAACAUACGACGAUGAUUUGUCCACGCCACGAAGGGUACUACCAUCAAAGCACAGGAUCAUGGACCGGUCCUACCUAUCGAACGCUCCUGCAAUAUCCACUGAUGCGACUCCCGGUCCUCUAGCUUUAGAGCCCUCUAAAGAUACUGAGAGGGGGAAUGACCGUCCUCUUCCGUUGAAAGUUAUUCAUAGAGCACGGCAUGCGACUCCAGAAGCCUACACAAUCCCGGAGACACAAACGCCUUCUCAGAAGCGCAGACCCAGCGACUUCCCACAAACUUCAUUUCAGAGAUCGCACGGUUGCAACCCCAGUUGUGCUGAGUCCGCCGACUCUGAAAGAUGGCGUCCGACUGGGCCUUCUUUGUCAUCAACUGAUUCUUUUUCACAAAUCGACUUAUCGAAACAGUCUUGGGAGCGUACACCUGAACGUAUGGGAAACGUUGUGGAUGAGAACGCUACUGCCCCACCCCUGGCCUCCCUUCUGCCGGCUCUGAUGAGCGCGAAGCUCGAGAAUGCAGGGUCAGUAAUAGAGAGCGAUAUGGGAUUCAUUGAUGUAGACGACAUCGACUCUGUCACCGAUCCCGAAUCAGACUAUACCCCGGAACCGACCAAUCGAAACAAAUUUAUCCACCAGAGGACUAUGGAUUACGCACGAGAGAAGGGGUUACCAUUAGGUGACAGGUCUCCAAGGGAUGAAGCUACCUCCGAUGAUGGUUCUGCUACAGAGCCCGAAUCUGACGAUGAGCUUUUGACGAAGCCAAUGAACUUGGCAUAUCACAAGCGGUACCCAGGUCCUGGCGAUUCCAGAGAAUGGGCAUCACAAUAUACAACGGAACACAAUCAUUGUGUGACCCCACCGGAAUUACGUUCGCUUCCUGCACCAGUUCAACGACUUAUCUCGCCGAUGCAAUCACAAUGCCAAAUCGAAGCGGCGUCUAUACCUAAACACUCAGGCAAUGCGAUAGACCUGAACAAUGAGGGCGGCAAUGUAGUAUUUCCGUCCCUCCAUACUGCGGCGGGAUCCCAGGACAAGGACAAUUCCAGCGAAACCUCUGAUACUCCGUUCAGCAUCCCGGAGUAUUAUGAUGCCAUGAGCCUUUCAGCGGAUAACCCGAGCGUGUCUGGCUCAAUUCCAUCAGAGGUAGCAGACUUCUUCGGCAUUUUUGAGACUGACGAGGGAACGCCGCACUAAUUGCCACUGUUCGCCGCUCGAUGUGUAAUAUUUGGAGAUUCGUGUUAUAUUCUUGCCACUGUCCUUGUAAAAAGGGAUGUAUAAACAUAGCUCCAUCUGGAGUUCUGUACAGGAGUCGUUUGUAAGCGAAGAAGCGAAGUUUCUUUCAGCUUAAGUCAUGUAUGGUAAGUACAAAACCAUACUUUGGUAAGUUUGAAAAUGUUGCUUGCCGGCGGAUGGCGGCACGAAAUAGAAGUGGUUUUUCACACAACGCUACGAAUUCGGCUCAAAAUCCAAUCUCCAGCUGCAUUGCUUUACGAAAGAGUGAAUGAACGGGUGGAAGAAAAGACGUUGAAAUCUGUGCAAUACCGUGAGCAAGUCUCGCACGGGGAACCCUCGAAGGAAGCAUGGAGUGAGAAACAUUAGCUUGCAUGAUUAACGCCAGCCUGCGAAUGAUAUGCGUGUCCCCGUAGGGUGGUGGAGGUUUCUGCUUCAUAUUUGGCAUGAUUCAACUUGCAGUUACAGUUGCUACUGGCAGUGACGAUGCAUAUUUCCGCUUGAUAUCUCGAUAGUUAAGCCAUGUGCUUAUGGUCGUGUACCUUAUUACAUAGCCUC
This is a messenger RNA of Somion occarium, 3179 nucleotides long. Lineage: Eukaryota; Fungi; Basidiomycota; Agaricomycetes; Polyporales; Cerrenaceae. The record is from the annotation of a GenBank genome assembly.